Molecule: messenger RNA, 1359 nt
Organism: Cordyceps fumosorosea ARSEF 2679
Lineage: Eukaryota; Fungi; Ascomycota; Sordariomycetes; Hypocreales; Cordycipitaceae
Product: 2-oxoisovalerate dehydrogenase alpha subunit
Exons: 2
Coding region: 1-1359 (452 amino acids)
Biological process (GO): branched-chain amino acid catabolic process
Molecular function (GO): oxidoreductase activity, acting on the aldehyde or oxo group of donors, disulfide as acceptor
Source: RefSeq, a predicted model, not a curated record
AUGAAGUCUCGCAUGCUGCAAAGAGUACAGCUACGGGCGUCGACCGCUACCGUCGCCAGGUCGCGCGUCGCCGCCCUUGGCUCAGUGCGCGCCGCCAGCAGCGUCUCGCAGCGUCCCAACUCGGAGUUUGUCCAGUUUCCCGGCGCACUCAAGAGUGCCUUCACACACAGCCUCAAUUUCGAGAACCCGGAAUCGUACAAGGCCCUGCCGACGUAUCGGGUAGUCGACCAGCACGGUGUCGUUGUGGACAGCUCGUUUGAGCCGGACAUUUCGGAGCAACAGGUCGUCAAGCUGUACAAGGAUAUGCUGUUUAUUUCCAUUAUGGAUCUCAUCAUGUUCGACGCCCAGCGACAGGGCCGUCUCAGCUUCUACAUGGUCAGCGCCGGCGAGGAGGCGGUGAGCGUGGGAACAUCCAGCGUACUGGAUCCCGAGGAUGUCGUCUUCUGCCAGUACCGUGAACAAGGCCUGUUUAAGGAGAGAGGUUUCACAACCAAGGAAUUCAUGUCACAAUUAUUCUCCAACAGAAAUGACCCUGGCAAGGGCAGAAACAUGCCUAUUCACUACGGCAGCAAGAAACUCAAUGUCCACACCAUCUCAUCACCUCUUGCCACACAGCUGCCGCAAGCCUCCGGCGCUGGAUAUGCUUUGAAGCUGCAAAAGUUGCAGAACCCCGAAUCCAAGGCCCGCGUGUGCGCCGUCUUCUUUGGCGAGGGUGCUGCCAGUGAGGGUGAUUUCCACGCCGCCAUGAACAUUGCUGCCACUAGAUCAUGCCCCGUCAUCUUCAUCUGCCGUAACAACGGGUACGCGAUAUCUACCCCAACAUUAGAGCAAUACCGCGGUGACGGCAUCGCCAGCCGCGGCAUCGGCUACGGCAUCGACACCAUCCGCGUCGAUGGCAACGAUAUUUGGGCCGUGCGCGAGGCGACCAAGAAGGCGCGCGAGCUGGCGCUCCAGGACGGUGGCAAGCCUGUGUUGAUCGAGGCCAUGACCUACCGGGUGUCGCACCACAGUACGUCGGACGACUCGUUUGCGUACCGGGCGCGCGUCGAGGUGGAGGACUGGAAGCGGCGCGACAACCCUUUGACGCGGCUGCGCAAGUGGAUGGAGACCAAGGGCUAUUGGGACGAGGCCAAGGAGAAGGAGGCGCGGGACGCACUGCGCAAGGAGGUGUUACGGGAAUUCAGUGCGGCAGAGAGGGAGAAGAAGCCGGCGAUCAAGACCAUGUUCGAGGACGUCUACGACGAGCUGACACCGGGCUUAAAGGCGCAGAUGCAGGAGCUGAGGGAGCUGAUCGAUAACUACCCAGAUGAGUACGACGUCGGCGAGUUUGAGGGUGGCAAGGAGACGUUGAAGUCCUGA